Molecule: messenger RNA, 3744 nt
Organism: Sinocyclocheilus anshuiensis
Lineage: Eukaryota; Metazoa; Chordata; Actinopteri; Cypriniformes; Cyprinidae
Product: cleavage and polyadenylation specificity factor subunit 3-like
Exons: 18
Coding region: 141-2213 (690 amino acids)
Biological process (GO): mRNA 3'-end processing by stem-loop binding and cleavage
Cellular component (GO): mRNA cleavage and polyadenylation specificity factor complex
Molecular function (GO): RNA binding; RNA endonuclease activity; 5'-3' RNA exonuclease activity
Source: RefSeq, a predicted model, not a curated record
UUCAGGACCACAGCGGAAGUACUUGUCUCGUGUCCAUGGUGUGUGGUUCUCAGUGCUCAUGAUCGUUGUCGAUUAUUAUUAGAAGUAUCGAUGGAUAUUGAAUAAGUAAUUCUUAGUUAAGUGUAAAAUACACCACAAGCAUGGCUACAAAACGUAAAGCGGAUGUACCAGUGCCUGCAGAAGAGAGUGAUCAACUCCUCAUAAGGCCACUAGGAGCUGGUCAAGAGGUGGGCAGGUCCUGUAUCAUCCUGGAGUUCAAGGGCCGUAAAAUCAUGCUGGACUGUGGCAUCCACCCUGGAUUGGAGGGCAUGGAUGCAUUGCCUUACAUUGAUUUGAUAGACCCAGCUGAGAUCGACCUGCUCCUCAUCAGCCAUUUUCAUUUGGAUCACUGUGGAGCCUUGCCAUGGUUUUUACAAAAGACAAGUUUCAAAGGGAGGACUUUUAUGACCCAUGCCACCAAAGCCAUUUACCGCUGGUUGCUUUCAGACUAUGUGAAAGUCAGCAACAUCUCAGCGGAUGAUAUGCUGUACACCGAGACUGAUCUAGAAGAAAGCAUGGACAAGAUUGAGACCAUCAACUUCCAUGAAGUGAAAGAGGUGGCCGGCAUCAAGUUCUGGUGCUACCACGCAGGUCAUGUUUUGGGAGCAGCCAUGUUCAUGAUUGAGAUUGCAGGAGUGAAGCUACUGUACACAGGAGAUUUCUCACGUCAAGAAGACCGACAUCUCAUGGCAGCUGAGAUUCCCAGCGUCAAACCAGACAUUCUUAUCACAGAGUCUACAUAUGGCACACACAUCCAUGAGAAGAGAGAGGAGAGAGAGGCUCGUUUCUGUAACACGGUUCAUGACAUAGUGAACCGUGAGGGCCGCUGUCUCAUCCCCGUGUUUGCUUUGGGUCGAGCCCAGGAGCUGCUGCUCAUUCUAGAUGAAUACUGGCAGAAUCACCCUGAACUCCAUGACAUUCCCAUCUACUAUGCCUCAUCCCUGGCAAAGAAGUGCAUGGCGGUGUACCAGACCUACGUGAACGCCAUGAACGACAAGAUCCGCAAGGCCAUCAACGUUAACAACCCGUUUGUCUUCAAGCAUAUCAGCAAUCUUAAGAGUAUGGACCAUUUUGAUGACAUUGGCCCUAGUGUGGUGAUGGCAUCUCCAGGUAUGAUGCAGAGCGGUCUUUCCAGAGAGCUUUUUGAGAGCUGGUGCACCGACAAGAGGAACGGUGUCAUCAUAGCAGGUUAUUGUGUGGAAGGAACGCUCGCCAAGCAUAUCAUGUCUGAGCCAGAGGAGAUCACCACCAUGUCCGGACAGAAGCUUCCGCUGAAGAUGUCUGUGGACUAUAUCUCCUUCUCUGCUCAUACAGACUACCAGCAGACCAGCGAGUUCAUCCGAGCUCUGAAACCUCCUCAUGUGAUCCUGGUUCAUGGAGAGCAGAAUGAGAUGGCUCGACUGAAAGCUGCUCUGAUAAGAGAGUAUGAGGACAAUGAUGAGGUUCACAUCGAGGUGCACAACCCUCGUAAUACUGAGGCCGUCACGCUGAACUUCAGAGGAGAGAAACUGGCUAAGGUGAUGGGCUCUCUUGCGGAUAAGAAGUGUGUGCAGGCUCAGCGGGUCUCGGGCAUCCUGGUGAAAAAGAACUUCAGUUAUCACAUCCUCGCCCCCUCUGACCUCUCCAAUUACACUGAUCUGGCCAUGAGCACAGUGAAACAGACUCAAGCCAUUCCCUUCACCGGCCCUUUUCCCUUGCUUUUGAGUCAGCUACGGCACCUGACAGGUGAUGUGGAGGAGAUUGAGAUCUCAGAGAAGAGCACGCUGAAAGUCUUUAACAGCAUCACAGUGGUUCAUGAUCAAAACAUGGUCUUGUUGGAGUGGUUUGCCAAUCCUCUGAAUGACAUGUACGCUGAUGCCGUCACCACAGUGGUGCUGGAGGUGCAGUCCAACCCUAAAGCUCAGAAAGUUGUUCAGCCCCAAGAAAAGAAGGUGGAUGUGAAUGUUUUCCAGAACAGAUUACUGAAAAUGUUCCAAGACAUGUUUGGAGAAGAGUGUGUCGACUUUAAAGACAAGAACUGUCUCGCUGUAAGUGUAGAUGGGAAAACUGCCUUCAUCAACCUGGAAAACCGAACCGUGGAGUAUGAGGACGACAAUUCUGAAGAUGAUUCUCUCAGAGAAAUGGUGGAGCUCGCUGUACAGAGGCUGUAUGAAGCCAUGAACCCUGUCAUGUGAGAUGGGCUCCUAAUUUCCUUCCAGAACUUUUGUUAUCAGAGUCCAUCUAACUUGAACUACUUCAACCAGACUGAAGACACCAGAUACUGGACUGGCCAAAGCACUUCGAAGCAUUGAAUUUUACAUUAAAAACAAAUGUAAAACAGUUCAAGCUAGAUGUUGAUACAUGUGUGCAGUCAGGACUCAGUUCUUUUUUAUUUCUGCUACAUACAAUAUGUAGUGAUCAUUUAAAAUGUUGUUUUUGUCUCAUUUUGUUAAAGGAGCUGUAAUUUAAGAUCUAAUGUACUGAUUUAAUAAAAGAGGUCUUUGAUUCAAGUUGAGCUUAAGUUUCAAUGCAACUCGCAUUAAAGCUGACACUUUAUUUUAAAAUAAAAGCUUGCAAAAUAUACCAAGUUACACAAAUAUUUAACGCACUGAUACAAAACACUCUCAAUAUUCAAUACUUUCUCUCUUGUCCCAUUACAACAUUGUGAGGAACCAUGCAGUCGGAGUAUUUAUGGGCACAUUUCUUAACAUCAAAAAAGACUUCACAGGGUUUGACACCAGAGAAUAAAAACAAAGUACAUUUUCAGGGCUGGGUCACGUAAUAAGAUCUAGUACUUACUAGUAUGCUUGGUAUUCUACAAGAUCAACACCAAUACAUUCCCAAUUAAAUUUCUGAAUAAGAUUCAGAUGAAGGUGACUGUUCAGCCACCUAUAAAUGACACUCAUAUUCCCUUUUUGAGUUUUCCUAUAGAUUAUAUUACAAAACACGUGGAGAAAAAUACGAUUUCACAAUACAAAUAAAAAAAACAAAUACAAGGCACUUUGGAUACUGAUCUCAGAGCAGUGUUCAUCAGUACAUUCUUAUGGGAGCAGCUGCAAGAUACACAUUCUUGCAUACAGUCAUGAACAUUGUGUUGCUGAAAAGUCUUAACAGCCUGAUUGUCUUGACUUGGGAGUUUCAUAUUAAGCCAAUGAGCCAAAAACUUCUCAUUUACCAAACAUGUAUAACAUCUGCUGGUAUAACUGUUUAAGUAUUAAUGUAUACUAAUACAUGUUGUUUCAAGAACAGUAUAAAUGAAAGCAAAAAAUAAUAAUUCACAGACAAUAUCUAAAAAUAUCAAAUGCCCCUACAAUAUCAGCUUGUCUCUUGCAAACAAUAAAAAGCAAAAACACAAGAUUGUGUUCCAGAGAUUACAAAACAAUUUGCUGGCGAGUGUCAAGAGCACAUACACAUAAAAAAAAAUCAACUAAAAUAUAACAGGUAUUUUUAUGAUAUAACAGUUCUCAAGAUCUGCUAGCAUCUGCUCAAUCUCUCAGACAAAAAAAAAGACCUGUAAACAUCUUAGUAUUGGGCAGUUAAACUUUAACAAUGAUGCUGGUCAUGUUUAGAUAACGCUGAUGAGUGUGUGUGUGUGUGUGUGUGUGUGUGUGUGUGUGUGUGUGUGUGAUUAUGUGUGCAGUAUACUGAUAAUCCUAACAGGACUGACAACAUUAAGUUCCUAUUUAAUGCAUAGUCACUGAAUGAUUUGUGCCUUCUGUUUCUUUA